Parnassius mnemosyne (clouded apollo) is the source of this 891-nucleotide messenger RNA. NCBI's taxonomy places the organism in Eukaryota, Metazoa, Arthropoda, Insecta, Lepidoptera, Papilionidae. The record is from the annotation of a GenBank genome assembly.
AUGGAAAACAACGGUGUAGACGUAAAACAUGAAGAAUAUCAAUACCUUAACCUUAUUAGGCAAAUAAUCGAAAAGGGUGAUAAAAGGGUUGAUAGAACAGGUGUGGGCACUUUAUCGAUAUUUGGUGCAAUGCAAAGAUACUCUCUUCAAAAUAAUACUUUGCCACUUUUAACUACCAAACGCGUAUUCACAAGAGGAGUAAUCGAAGAAUUGUUAUGGAUGAUUUCGGGUUCUACAAACAGCAACGCUCUUGCCGAAAAAGGAGUACAUAUUUGGGAUGCAAAUGGUUCUCGGAUGUUUCUUGAUAAUCUAGGUUUUACUGAUCGUGAAGAAGGUGACCUUGGCCCUGUAUAUGGUUUCCAAUGGAGGCACAGUGGGGCCAAAUAUAUAGAUGCAAAGACUGACUACAGUAAUCAAGGAAUUGAUCAGCUACAAAAUGUUAUAAACACAAUUAAAAAUAAUCCAGCUGAUAGGAGAAUGAUAAUGUGUGCAUGGAAUCCAUCGGAUCUAAAGAAAAUGGCCCUUCCUCCUUGCCAUUGUCUUGUUCAAUUUCAUGUUGCUAAUGGAAAACUGUCAUGCCUAAUGUAUCAAAGAAGUGCAGACAUGGGCCUUGGUGUACCAUUUAACAUUGCAAGUUAUUCUCUGUUGACACACAUGAUAGCACACAUCACAGGCUUACAGCCUGGGGAAUUCAUUCAUACAACUGGUGAUACUCAUGUCUACUUAAAUCAUAUUGAACCACUUAAGAAGCAAUUAGAAAGACAUCCAAAACCAUUUCCAACAUUAGAGUUUGCUCGUCAAAUUGAAUCAAUUGAUGAUUUUAAAUAUGAAGACUUUGUCAUCAAAAAUUACAGUCCUCAUCCUAAAAUUGACAUGGAAAUGGCGGUGUAA